This is a messenger RNA of Hirundo rustica (Barn swallow), 789 nucleotides long. RefSeq lists its product as uncharacterized. The record is from RefSeq and is a predicted model, not a curated record. The coding region runs from base 1 to 687 and encodes 228 amino acids. The transcript has a single exon. Lineage: Eukaryota; Metazoa; Chordata; Aves; Passeriformes; Hirundinidae.
AUGCGCCGGGAACGGGGAGCAGCCGGGGGGCUCCGGGCUGGGUGGGUGGGUUCUGCUGCCUUCGCCCCCCCCUUGUUUUUCAUCCCUGCUAGGCGAGCUCCCCUAGCCAGCCGCGUUACUCGGCGCGGGGAGGUGAGGGAAGGAAACAGUGUGCAAAGUGACUGUUCUCCGCUUUGUUUUAAGCGCUCCGGCGGCGGCGGCGUCUCCCGGGCGGUGAAAUGCAGGACGAGCGGUCCCGCCGUGCUGUUUCCACCUCGGGGAGAGCGCGAAACGAGAGAGAAAGAGAGAGAGAGAGAGAGAGAGAGAGAGCGUGAGGGGAGAGCGAUCGGUGGUGACUCGGGGGCUGGCCGGGCUGCUGCUGGGGCUCGGCGGCCGCAGACGGUGGAUUUGUGGGAAGAGGACGGGAUGAGAAAUAAACGCACCUGGCCGGCGGUGUCUAGGGGAGCGGGGGCCGGGUGUCCCCGCUGGCUGCCGGAGCCCCUGGACUCCGGACGCGGACCCGCCGAGCUGCAAUGGACGCUGGCCGCCGCUGGCCGCAGAGCGGAGCAUCCCCGCCGCCGCCGCCGAGGAGGGAGAGCUGCCCGCCCGGAGCCGGCCCGCAGCGCGCCCCUCGCCCGAAGAGGGAGCGGGAGUUUCCUCUUCGGCAUCGCUCCGGUGACCGCGGGCUGUGCCGGCCGGCCGCCCUGAUAGGUUGCGUGGCAGCCACGGCGCGAGCGAAUAGGUAAACGCCACUGUGUAGAUGUGCUGUUUGGAGAGGAGGAAAAAAAAAAAUUAAAAAAUUAAACCGUG